AUGGAGAACCCCGUUUCGUUUGCGUCAACGGAUGUGCUAUAUUACAAGAAGCAUUGUGCAGUUAUUCAGUACCUGCCGACAACAGAUUGGAUGCUCGUACUAGAUGCUGAUACAGGUUUCGCUACUACUAGGUCGAGUCCAUACUUCGCAACCCUAACCGAGGGAUUUGGUGCCUUUGAUCUUCGCUUCAGCACCGAGAAACCUGUAACGAUUCAAAGGGAUAUUUUCAACGUGAUCAGUAGGGGCGGUGCUCGAACUCUGAUCGGUGGAUCCUACACUCGGCUGCAGUCACGCGAGAUGAAAUCGCGUGUCGUGAAUCCGAACCACUGCAUCGAGGAAUGGAUUGAUGACAGGGUCAGCGUUAUACUAAUCGAACGUUUUUUCAGUUAUGAAUUCUCCGCUGGCAACUACCUGUCUUCCAGACUUUUGAAAGUUUUAGGAUUUCGGUGA
Messenger RNA from Cooperia oncophora, 450 nucleotides. NCBI's taxonomy places the organism in Eukaryota, Metazoa, Nematoda, Chromadorea, Rhabditida, Trichostrongylidae. The record is from the annotation of a GenBank genome assembly.